Rhinichthys klamathensis goyatoka is the source of this 3389-nucleotide messenger RNA. It is a transcript of the gene dis3l, whose product is annotated as DIS3 like exosome 3'-5' exoribonuclease. The record is from RefSeq and is a predicted model, not a curated record. Gene Ontology annotation, biological process: rRNA catabolic process. Gene Ontology annotation, molecular function: 3'-5'-RNA exonuclease activity; RNA binding. The transcript is spliced from 17 exons. NCBI's taxonomy places the organism in Eukaryota, Metazoa, Chordata, Actinopteri, Cypriniformes, Leuciscidae. Bases 39 to 3227 code for a protein of 1062 amino acids. Gene Ontology annotation, cellular component: cytoplasmic exosome (RNase complex).
UUUUUGAACGCUACCUUUACCUCAAACUGUAGAUUAUUAUGCAUAAUCCGGUCAUGAUUAAAACCGAGAAGGUUUUACAUUUGAACAGCUCAAAGGGUAGAAAGGUCCGUGUGGUUCGGGAGCAUUAUGUGAGGGAGCAGGUGCCGUGUGGAAGCUCCUUCUGUCAAGCGAACUGUCACAACGUUGGGAAGGUUCUGUCUAGUGAUGUGACCCACUAUGUGGUUCCGGAUGUGGGAGUGGUUCGGGAUUUCCUGGAGAUACUGGAGUUCAGGGAGCUGCAGGGGAUCGUUUUGACCCAGACAGCGUACCAGACUGUUCAGCACACUCGUGGACGCAGGCACUAUAACAGACUGCGUGCUUUACUGAAGGACCCUCGCCACGAUUGUGUGAUGUUUGCAAAUGAGUUUCAGCAAUAUUCCUACUGCCCCAGAGACAAGGGUGAGUCUCAGGACAAAUGGCAAACGAGAAAAGUGUACAAUGCAGCAGUUUGGUACUAUAAUCAUCUGGCUGGACUCCGGCCAGUGGUCAUGAUUACAGAAGAUAGUGACGCUAUUUCAGAAUAUAGUGCCUUAAACAGUGGAGUGUAUGUCAUCUCAACUCAGGAGUACCUGUUAAGUUUCUGUCCGGACCUGCAGGCCGCCCAUGAUCUGUACAUCUCCAUUGCUCAGACCCUUCAAGAGCGAGAGAGUGAGGCAGCAGAGAAGGUGUAUUCUGAACACCUGCCUGCGGAGGUGCUGGAGGCUGGUAUAAAAUCUGGAAGGUACAUCCAGGGCAACCUCAGUGUGAACAAACAUCGAGCACAGCAUGAAGCCUUUGUCCGUUAUGAGGGUUCAGCCAGCAAAAAUACAGAGCUAAACAGUGAUGUGCUGAUCAGUGGAGCGAAGCAUCGUAACCGGGCGGUGCAUGGAGAUGUGGUUGUCAUAGAGCUGUUGCCCCGUAAUGAGUGGAAGGGCAGGACUAUGGCGCUUACAGGAGGUCAGGGGGAGGAGCGGGCACAGGAGGACACCCAGAGUCAGCCCUUGCCCACAGGCAGGGUGGUGGGUAUUCUGCAGAGGAACUGGAGAGACUACGUUGUGACAUUUCCUCCUCUCGAGGAGGUGCAGUCCCAGAGCCGAAAUUCACAGAAGAUUCUGGUCAUUCCAUGGGACUACCGCAUUUCUAAAAUCCGUAUCAGCACACAGCAGGCUGAGGCACUGCAGGACCAGAGAGUAAUUGUGCGUCUAGAUUCGUGGGAGAGUACUUCUGUCUACCCAAAUGGUCAUUGUGUGAGGGUUCUGGGGAAAGCAGGUGAGCUGGAGACUGAGAUUCAGACCAUUCUGGUGGAGAACUGCAUCCAUGUGCCACCAUUCUCAGAGGCACAGUUGCGAGAGAUGCCGGUUAACACAGACGAGAACCCGUGGCAGAUGGACAGCAGUGAGGUGUCCUCUCGACGGGACCUGAGAGAGACACAUCUAGUGUUCAGUAUCGAUCCUAAGGGCUGUGAGGACGUGGAUGACACCUUGUCUGUACGGACUUUGCCUGGGGGGAAACGGUUAGAGCUGGGUGUCCACAUUGCUGAUGUCACUCACUUUGUCAAGGAGGGCUCUCUUACAGACCUAGAGGCACGGUCCAGGGCAACCACUUACUACCUUGCUGACCGGAGGUAUGACAUGCUGCCAGCGGUGUUGAGUGCUGACCUGUGCUCCCUCCUUGGAGGAGUGGACCGAUAUGCCAUGAGUGUGCUGUGGGAGCUGGAUGCUGAGUCUCUGAAUCUGUGUACGGUUUGGUACGGUCGCACUCUUAUCCGCUCCUCCUAUCAGCUUUACUAUGAGCUGGCCCAGAGCCUGCUGAACGGCGAGGAGGUCGAGGUGCCUGAGCUAGGCCAGCUUAAGAGUUCGCAGCGGGACCAGAAACUGGCUGAGCUCUUGCUGGCCCUGGAGACUCUGACGAGGGUAGCCAGGCACCUCCGGGCACAGAGAGAUAAGGGUGGUGCCCUGGAGUUGGAGGGGGUGGAGGUUAGGGCUCAGCUGGAUGAGGAGAAGAACAUUACAGCCCUUGUGCCCAAACAACCUCUGGAGGUUCAUGAGACUGUGGCAGAGUGCAUGAUCUAUGCCAACCACUGGGUGGCACGCAAGAUACAGGAGGGCUUUCCACAUCAAGCUCUUCUGCGUCAUCACCCACCACCCAAACAGGAGUUCUUCAAUCAGCUAAUCGACAGUGCCAAAGCCCGUGGCUUCAGUAUUGAUACAAGGUCAAACAGGGCUCUGGCUGAUUCUCUGGAGCGAGCUGUGGAUCCUCAGGACCCCCUGGUGAACAGGUUAUUGAAAAUGAUGGCCACACAGGCAAUGUCUAAUGCCCUUUACUUCUCUACAGGAGCCUGUCCUGAGGAACAGUACUAUCACUAUGGUCUUGCACUGGAUCGAUACACUCACUUUACCUCUCCAAUCAGACGCUAUGCUGAUGUAUUAGUUCACCGGCUGCUCAUGGCUGCCGUUCAGCUGGAAAAGGAAGGAUCACUAAGCAAAGCUUUGGCCAGUAACAAAGAACUUGAGGAGCUGGCUCAACAAAUCAACAAUAAAAACAGAGCAGCGCAGCACGCACAGAAGCAGUCCACAGAGCUCUUCCAGUGCCUCUACUUUAGAGAUAAAGACUCCAACACAGAUGAGCGCUGUGUGGCUGAUGCAGUGAUCUAUGGUGUCCGAGCUAAUGGUUUUCUUGCCUUCGUACCACAGUAUGGUUUGAAGGGAGCUGUGUACCUUAAGGAUCGAGAGGGUCAUGUGGUCAGUGUCGAUGAAGGUGGAAGAUGCGAGUGGAAGGCUGGGACAUUGCAGAGAUACCCUGACAGGAUCAGCACCUGCACCAGCACUGGAACUCAUACCUUUUACCUCUUCGACCACAUUACAGUUCGUAUCUCUGUAGAACCAUCUCGUUGCCAUGCCGACAGCUUGUGUCUGCAGCUUAUCAGGAACAAGCCUCAUUGCGCCGUGCAACCUGAGUCCCAGCCAGCUGGUCGAGGUCGGUCUGAGCUGGUUCAGGAAGUGGUGCGCUGGGCAGAAGAGGCCUCGCUCCAGGCAGAGGAAGAGAAGGGGAGGAAGUCCAAACUGAGCAGGGAAGAGAGGAAGUUCAGACAGAGCAGAACACCAAACCUCUAUGUCCUGUUACAGGAGAUCAGUGAACUUGCCCUGCUGGAUCUGUCUUUAUGCCAAAUCAGAAAUACAGAGGAACAGACUUGUACUCCAUCUUCUUAGCUUUAUACUGCUGUUACUGAAAUUGAUUAGACACAAUACUCUACACAAAAAGCUUUAGGGAUGGUUUUGCUAUAUUUGCUAGAUUUACACCUGCCAUGAAGUUCCAUUGAAGUGUCCAGAUGUGAACUAUCAAACAAGAGUUAUAGCUACUCAGGAUUUAUG